Molecule: messenger RNA, 606 nt
Organism: Saccharomyces eubayanus
Lineage: Eukaryota; Fungi; Ascomycota; Saccharomycetes; Saccharomycetales; Saccharomycetaceae
Gene: RMP1
Product: Rmp1p
Exons: 1
Coding region: 1-606 (201 amino acids)
Biological process (GO): nuclear-transcribed mRNA catabolic process, RNase MRP-dependent; maturation of 5.8S rRNA from tricistronic rRNA transcript (SSU-rRNA, 5.8S rRNA, LSU-rRNA)
Cellular component (GO): ribonuclease MRP complex
Molecular function (GO): rRNA primary transcript binding
Source: RefSeq, a predicted model, not a curated record
AUGUAUGAUAUGAAGGCAGUAAUAAGAGCCUUAGAACAAGAGUACCGGUUGAUAUUGCUGCUGAACCACAGAAAUAAGAACCAACAUAGAGUGGCCAGUUGGUAUGGAUCAUUCAACGAGCUAAAAAGAAAUUGUGGGCAGAUAGUAGAGCUUCUGGGAUCAACAAGAUUAAAAACGACAUGCAUGAGAGAUGACAAGUGGGUCAAGUUGCACAGACUAUUACAGAGGGCGUUGUUUCGGCAGUUGAAGAGGUGGUACUGGGAUUUCAAUAGUAUUAUUGCACUGGGGCAAUUUGUAACGCUAGGCUGUGUACUAGUCGCAUUACUAGCAAACGUGAGAGCCUUAUAUAUGAAAAUAUGGGAACUAAGCUAUGAUGAGUUCAUAAGGUGUGGAUGCUCUAUAAAAAAAAAAAUAAAGGGAAAGAAAGAAUCUGUUAUGGACGACGGAGAGGAACUUGGAGAAGCUAUCAAUGAAGAUAUCCGCAACGUUGUCAGAGAAAGGGAGCAUGUAGAGCCAAUACAGGUUGUUGAGCCAGAGACUGAUAAAAAAAAGAAGAAAAAGAAGAAAAAGAAGAACAAAUCAGCCAUCGACGGCAUAUUUGGUUGA